AUGGGAAGAAGUAAGCUUCCGAUCAAGAAAAUCGAAAACACGACUAAUCGACAGGUGACAUUCUCGAAACGUAGAUAUGGUCUAAUAAAAAAGGCGUACGAAAUAGCUGUCCUUUGUGACAUUGAUUUAACUUUGAUCAUGCUCUCUCCUUCGGGCCGUCUAAGCCAUUUCUCCGGUAGGAAAAGAGUCGAGGAUGUGAUUUAUCGAUACAUUAAUCUCUCCGAUCGUGAUAGAGGAGGGAUUAUACCAAAUAGAGAGCAAAUAGUGAACACUUUAAUGAAAAUCAAAACUGAAAAGGAUGCUGCUAUGCAAAGUCCUGCAACUCCUGGCUCUGAUACUGAGGAAAUACAGAAAGAGAUUCAUGAUUUGCAAGAUCAACUUGACAAUGCUGUAAAUCAGCUUAGGUACUAA
Molecule: messenger RNA, 411 nt
Organism: Erythranthe guttata (spotted monkey flower)
Lineage: Eukaryota; Viridiplantae; Streptophyta; Magnoliopsida; Lamiales; Phrymaceae
Source: RefSeq, a predicted model, not a curated record